AUGUCUUCCCACGGCAGCUCAAACACAGGUUCCAAGGCUAGUACCGGCAUGGCCUCAGCCACAACAACACCCGCGAAUGCUGGCGUUGGCGAUGAGAAACCUAAGGCAUUCGAUGCGCAGGGUGCCAUUGGAAAGCAAUUUACAGAAAGUGGAGCCAUUGGAGGAAUAGGACAAGCUGUUGGAGGUCCUUUAGCUGCAGAUGGCGCCGUUGGGAAGCAAUUUACGGCCGAUGGUAGUAUCGGAGGUACUGUGCAGUCAACACUGGGUGGUACUAAGGACAAGAGCAAUUAG
Molecule: messenger RNA, 291 nt
Organism: Pseudomassariella vexata
Lineage: Eukaryota; Fungi; Ascomycota; Sordariomycetes; Amphisphaeriales; Pseudomassariaceae
Exons: 2
Coding region: 1-291 (96 amino acids)
Source: RefSeq, a predicted model, not a curated record